This is a messenger RNA of Cyclocybe aegerita, 1134 nucleotides long. NCBI's taxonomy places the organism in Eukaryota, Fungi, Basidiomycota, Agaricomycetes, Agaricales, Hemipholiotaceae. The record is from the annotation of a GenBank genome assembly.
AUGCCAUCGCGCUCACGCUCCCCUUCAUCAGAACCUCCCAAUGAACCUCCCAGUGUGGACAUCUACUGGAAGCGGCGGUGUCUAGACAUGGAGCAGAAGCUCAAGAAAAGUGAGCAGAAGAGGAAGAGAGAAGAGCCAGAGGCCUCUGUGAAACAGCUAGGCCGUGGAAUUCCAAAACUUGCAUCCCUCUUUUUAGAAGUUGACGAGAUAGUCCAACACUAUGACAAGCACGAACUUCUAUUGCUUGACGAGCUUGAGGAGUCCAAGUUUGCGGGCAUGAACAACGAGGCAGUGGAGAAGUUGAAGCGUGAUCACAUGGUGUUCAAGGAGAUCGCUCGCCUUGUUCCCAACUUCAAAAAGACUGUUGACAAGUCCAGUCCAGCUGCCCUCAAGAGCCUCUAUGCAGAGGUAAACGGUGCUUUGGACACCCGUGGUGAUGAUGUCAGCAAGCUGAUGCACCAGGUCACCCACUGGUUCAACACGGCUCUCCCCGAAACGCGCCCUCUCUUGGACCCUUUGCUGUGUCCCAUCAAGUACAACUGGGACGAUGAAGAGGUCCGAGCUAAACUUCGUGCUGCGGCACCUGGCUACAACUACAAUGACAAUUUCCUUCUCCUGUGUCUGUUUCAUAACACGAAAGGGUUGGAUGAGGAGUUGCGAGGAUUUCUCAGAAGCCCACUGUUGGUCAAGGUUUUCAAGUUCAUUUUCACUGCCCCAACAUCUUCCCAAUUGGUUGAUCUAACUGCUUCUAGCAGCAACGAAAUUCCCCAAGCCAACAAAACUGUGCAACACUCACGAAACAGUAAAGGGCCUGGUGGUAACAAGAGCAUUGCUAGCAUUCUCAACAUAAAGGCAGUCACCCUGCGCUCGCUAGCUUAUGCUGCGACCCAGCUUGUUUUGGCCUUGUCCAGUGCUCCAAAGUGGACCAUCAAACAUAGCGGAUUCAAUUUUCAAAGCUUCUACAAGUUCAUUAUCAACUACCUGGAGGAUUUCCAAGGGAAUAGAGAACACUGUAAGAAGGUUGAAGACCUUCUUUUGUGGUGGAAUAAGCAAGUUUUCCCUCAUGUUGUCCCUUCGACUGAAUGUGAUGUCAGAGUGAACUCCAUGAAGGCCCUUGAGGAACUCGGAAUGUAG